This is a messenger RNA of Notolabrus celidotus (New Zealand spotty), 1061 nucleotides long. RefSeq names its product EKC/KEOPS complex subunit Lage3. Bases 108 to 401 code for a protein of 97 amino acids. Gene Ontology annotation, cellular component: EKC/KEOPS complex. The record is from RefSeq and is a predicted model, not a curated record. The transcript has 3 exons. Lineage: Eukaryota; Metazoa; Chordata; Actinopteri; Labriformes; Labridae.
CACCGCCAGGUGGCAGCACCGCGCCCUCUCUGUCUCUGAGCUUCUUCUUCUACGUUUCCGUCUUCUUCUUCUACGGAAACUCCUUCCUCCUCAACACAAAAAGCAAGAUGGCGGCGAUACAAGCAGAAAGGAACCAUGAAACGGGCAAACUGGAGUUCUCCCUGGACGUCCCCUUCCCGUCGUCCCGCGAAGCCAACAUCGCUCUGCGUUCUCUGUCUCCGGACCGAGAGCCGAGGAAAGGAGGCAUCAGCAAACAGCUGUCUGUGACCGGCAGCACGCUCUCAGUGCGGUGGAGCGCAGACGAAGCUCGGAUCCUCCGGGUGUCGGUGAACUCGUUCCUGGAUCACCUCUCGCUCGUCGUGGAGACCAUGGAGAUGUUCGGUCCUCCUGUCCCUCAGUGACGCCUGAUACGUGACGCAGGACUGAUUUCAUGUUCUCUUCCUCCUCUGGAGCUUCAAGUCCUCGGACAGCGUCUGAAAGACAAACACGCUCAGGGUCGGAGGAGGAAGUCUGAGCAGCUGGCAGCUUUGAAACUGUUCUUUCUGAUCACAUGAGGGACGUUAGGGAGCUCGGGGUCGGACUGGGUUUAUCUUCAAGUGUCCUCCUUGUCUCUGAGAAGAGCUGAAAGAGGAGACUGUUGAUUCAUCUUCAAGCAGAAACUAUAAAUACUGUCUCUACAGACUCUCAGGUUCAGGGAUUUUGUGUCACCGGUGAUGUUGGUGUCCUUGUGGUCUCCUCUGAGGACCAGACUGAGCUCUAACUGUUAGAAUUUGAACUGAGGAAGCUGUUAUCAAUAUCUUUUAUUGAUUUAAUCAUAAUGACGUCAUAGUUUUUGACAUUUUCCUCCCAAAUGUGCUUUUUUAAAAGUCAGAUGUUGCACCAAAGCUGUGACAGUUUGUCCAGCAGAGGGCGCUGCAUGAUAAAGAUUCAUCCUCCUGUUUGUUUCCCCUCAUGUAAACCCAAAUAAUCAUCUUCUUCUUCCUCUUCCUCUGAGGAGAGGAAACACUCCUCACUUCUGUUUUCAGUGUUUACCAAUAAACUAAAGAUGCUCACCUGUCUGA